AUGAAGUCGUCCCUCAGCGUGUCCCCGCAGGUCUUCCAUUCCCAUGAAUUCGACUCGGCAGGCGAAACGGAAGACUCGUGGCAAUACCUGGACUCACAGUACGCCAGUGGCUGCUCUAACCCAAGCUCACUCUACUUUCUCAACAGUCCCGGCGGCAGCCUCCAGAGCUUCAUUCAUGUCCCCAGCCGCCGCCCGUCCGCUUCCGCUCCUGGCUCCGGUGCCGGGUCGCCCAUGGCCAGCCGGCUUUCGCCACCCUACCAUGCCCAUCCUCCUCCGAGUACGGGUUCGUUCCGGGACCAGGCAGAGACCCCACCGAUCUCGUAUUCUCUCCAUCCUGGCGAUGGUGCUGCUGCCUACGCCUUCCCCACAGACACCGCCACAGCGCCGUCGAUGCCCAUGUCGACGACGGCCGCAGCGGUCACGAUGAACGGAGAUGUCGGCAUGACAAUGGCCCUUGACUAUAUGCCAGUCAUGUCUGCCGAUCAGAUGGCAACUUUUCUUCAUUCUGGGUUCUUCAGCCCGCUGCCUCAGCAGCAGCAGUUCGACAUGGCUAGCUUCCCUUUGCCAAUCCAUCCCUACCCCAUCGCGGCAGACUUGUCGUACCAGGCAUCACAGCAAUCAUCAAUACAACAACCGCAGGCUCAACAGCACAUUCAACAACCGGACAGCUCGCCGCCGACCCAGGAUCUGACCUUCGACUUUGACCAGGGUUUCCAUCCCGAGGAUCAACCCGUACGGCCAGCAUGGACGUCCAGCGAGUCACAGCUACAGACGCAGGAGACUCCUAUGGCCAAGGCGCCCAAUGCACCCACUACCCGCCGUUUCGUCAUCCACGAGAGCCCCUACUCCAAGGACCCUAGUCUCCCACGGCCGUCUCCCAGCUCCAGUGCCCCAUCGGUCGUUGCCCGCCGCGAUCAUAAUCACCCAAACGCAGCCUCCAGUCGGAAGGCCAAACCGAUGGGAGUGCAAAAGUCCAAGAAGGAUGUUGACAAGACCUCCUUCUUCGUCUUCACCGCCGAGCAAGUCAAUAUCGCUACUGCCGCUGGCCGCUCAAACUGCUUCGACGGAGGCAUGCACACCACGCAGCGGGGCCGUAAGGGCCCCCUUGCCACAUCCACGAAGGAAGCUGCACUCAAAGUCCGGAUAAAGGGCGCUUGCUUCUGCUGUAAGAGCCGGAAGCUCGUCUGCUGGCGUUUUCCCGAGUUCAUCCCCGUCCUCUUUCCCGAAUUCAUGCGAACCCACCUUCGAAGGGACGAGAUGGCCGAGUUCAUAAGAGAGCAUGUUGGCAUGCCGUCUCGCUCGUCAGAAUCGUAUCAAAUUGAGCUACACUCUGGCGAUCACUUCCAAACAACCCUGGUGCUCAAGGCACUAACCUUCCAGCCGAAGGACGUCGACGCCCAUCACGGUUGGCAUUCGGAAGUCAAGAAGAAUGAGGUCCAGCUGCACAAGCAGGACUCUGUGCCACUGCUGUUGGAUCUGGAGACCGACUCGCAGAAGGAAGCCGUCAAAAGGAAGAUCAAGGAGCUGGGUGAUAUAGUUCUUCCCAAGAAAAUACUCGACCUGGUUCAAAAUUAUGCCAGGAAAACAGAUUCCAAAAUGGUCAAGAAGGCACUUUCCAUAUGCACGGCGCAUUACGUCUUGAUGCACCAGCUGCUCUUCCGCAACAAGGACGCCCUUCGCUGCUCCACGCUCAGUAUGCCCGAGGGUAAGCAUCCAACCGCGGUUGUCCUUAACCGACAGCUCAAGGCCCUCAUCGACGAACAACUCGCGCGUGAAGUGUCCGACUUGUUCCGCAUAUUCAACACGUCGUUGAAGCCGAGAUCAAAACUUGAGUGGACCCCGUGCCUGGCUGCUUUCCUGGUGGUCUGUCUCUUUAUGGAGGACAUGGAGCGCGCGACAGACAUGUUUGUCCUCUCGAAGAACGAGAUAAGCAUCCGAGCCGGCAAGCAAAGGCUCUAUACGCGCAAGCAGGUGCUCGAGGUCAACGAGCAGGUCGAGAAGAUGCCCUUUCAGCAGUUCAUGUGGCAAUUUCACCACAUUUAUCAAACGCAUAGCAAAGAGCAUGGUUCAAAAGCAUUCAACCCACUACUAGAUGACGCUUCGUUGGCGACGGCUGCCACCGACGGCGGCGUGGCUGCGGCCGAGUUGAUUGGGGGGUUACGAGGCUUGGUAGGACCGGAUUGGAAGGAACUUCACGAUCUGGUCAAGGACCCGAUACUGCCAAUGUCAGAGACGGAGGAGCAUCCGUGGCCGAGAAACCUUGCCGUCAACUACUGCGGACGGCUGGCGGCGAGGUUUCUGAUGUCCUUCAAAAGCGAAGAAUACAUCUUUGGUGUUAUGCCAAAGCAGGGCUGUGUGCCGUUGCCCAGUGCAGCCGUGCGAGAAUGGGUGAACAGCCAGCAGCGGGACAUGAUGGAUCUCAGCGCGGCAUAAUGCGAUCAGGGUGACAGAAUGGUGCAGACAGGAUUUUCAUGACUCUCCUCCGAUGUAGAUCUCUUAGCAUAGCGCAGCGGCCUGUUUUCAAAACGGAAUGGCAGAAUCAAGGCAAUUUGGACACGACGAAGGAUGUUCGUCCGAUUUUAGUCCUACUGCCACACAGUUUCUCGAUGGCAGUAGGGUGGAGCGGACAGGUUGUCUAGACCUUGAGUUUGUUCUCCCACAUACGAACGAAUAAAAUAAGUUGACACUCCUGCGUACUAAGAGCGCGGGGUGUAGGCAAGUCGUGGGUUGGCCGUAGCCGGGGGAAUAUAGUCAAGUGGCACGGAGGCGCGCCAUCAGGCGUUCUCUCUUCCAGUCGACGGAUGGGCACGCUAGUUUCUUCGAGAGACCAAUAGACCAAAUUUCUUCUUGCCGAGCCAGCCUUUGAAUGUCGCGGUCGCUUUGGAUCGGGUUGAGUGUUUUUGUCCCGUCGAGAGCUUCAAACAUAGGUAGUCUGACCAGGCCGUCAGACUCGCAAGGACUGGGUAUUGAUAUAACAUGAAAAGAUAUCAAUUCGUCCACAAGCUCAAGUACGGGACCGCGAGCCAGCAGUUGCAUCGGUCGAUUCAAGAUGGGCUUGAAAAGGUCGAAGUUU
This is a messenger RNA of Verticillium dahliae VdLs.17, 3073 nucleotides long. RefSeq lists its product as uncharacterized. The record is from RefSeq and is a predicted model, not a curated record. The transcript is spliced from 5 exons. The coding region runs from base 1 to 2433 and encodes 810 amino acids. NCBI's taxonomy places the organism in Eukaryota, Fungi, Ascomycota, Sordariomycetes, Glomerellales, Plectosphaerellaceae.